Molecule: messenger RNA, 684 nt
Organism: Neomonachus schauinslandi (Hawaiian monk seal)
Lineage: Eukaryota; Metazoa; Chordata; Mammalia; Carnivora; Phocidae
Product: scavenger receptor class B member 1-like
Exons: 5
Biological process (GO): plasma lipoprotein particle clearance; cholesterol import; cholesterol efflux
Cellular component (GO): caveola; cytoplasm
Molecular function (GO): low-density lipoprotein particle binding; scavenger receptor activity; lipid binding
Source: RefSeq, a predicted model, not a curated record
AUGGGGAGGUCACCCUCCAUCAUCCAGGAGAUGAUGCUGGUCAAGUGCGCCAGCAGGUGUGGCAGAGGGCGGCCCAUGAGCCAGAAUGUGCGCAUCGACCCCAGUAGCCUGUCCUUCAACAUGUGGAAGGAGAUCCCCGUGCCCUUCUACCUGUCCAUCUACUUCUUCGACAUUGUCAACCCUGACGCCAUCCUCCUGGGGGAGAAGCCGCAGGUGCAGGAGCGCGGACCCUACGUGUACAGGGAAUUCAGGCACAAGAGCAACAUCACCUUCAAUGACAAUGACACAGUGUCAUUCCUCGAGUAUCGCAGCUUCCAGUUCCAGCCUGACAAGUCCCAUGGCCUAGAGAGCGACUAUAUCGUCAUGCCCAACAUCCUGGUCUUGGCUGCAGCGAUGAUGAUGGAAAAUAAGCCCAUGAGCCUGAAGCUGAUCAUGACCUUGGCAUUCAGCACACUCGGGGAGCGUGCCUUCAUGAACCGCACUGUAGGCGAGAUCAUGUGGGGUUACGAGGACCCCCUCAUACACCUCAUCAACAAGUACCUCCCAAACAUGUUUCCAUUCAAGGGCAAGUUUGGGCUAUUUGCAGAGCUGAACAACUCCGAUUCUGGGCUCUUCACCGUGUUCACGGGGGUCAAAGACUUCAGCAGGAUCCACCUCGUGAACAAGUGGAACGGACUCAGCAAG